This is a messenger RNA of Paramecium octaurelia, 398 nucleotides long. NCBI's taxonomy places the organism in Eukaryota, Ciliophora, Oligohymenophorea, Peniculida, Parameciidae. The record is from the annotation of a GenBank genome assembly.
UAUUAAUUUAAUCCAAAUGGCAUAGAAUGUAUGCAUAUUUUCUCAUUAUUUCAUAGUUCGAAUUAGCAGCUGAAGAAGUUAAAUCAUUCGUUGAUAAAUUGAAUGAUCAAACAAAAUUGUAGAUUUAUGGAUUAUACAAAUAAGCAACAGUGGGAGAUGUUAAUAUAGGUAUUCUGUAAAAUGAUAAAUAUUAAGGUAAGCCAGGAAUUCUUGAUCAAAAAGGCAGAGCAAAAUGGGAUGCAUGGAAUGCCAAUAAGGGAAAGUCUACAGAAUAAGCAAAAACUGAAUAUGUUUAAGUUGUGAAAGCUAAUGCCCCAGCUGAUAUUGCAAAAAACUUAUGAGUUUAUGAAAUGAUCAUAUCAUAUUAAAUGUUACAUUAAUUUAUCAUUAUCAUGAAA